Molecule: messenger RNA, 2119 nt
Organism: Dicrocoelium dendriticum
Lineage: Eukaryota; Metazoa; Platyhelminthes; Trematoda; Plagiorchiida; Dicrocoeliidae
Source: the annotation of a GenBank genome assembly
GGUGAUUGCACAAAAAUACUCUGCGCGCCGCCCAUCGCUCAGUUGCCGCUUCCUCAAGCAACCUCAUACGAUUACAUCAAUCUGGAUUACACAUGUUCAAAUUGCGGCAACACUGACAUCAUACCGGAACAUUGUGUUGCUGCACGCCUAGUCUGUUUCACAUCGGCACAGAAACACACAAAAACGAACUCAUCGAACUGGCCCAUAUUGCAGACCAACAGGACCAACUUUCUGCGGGCGUAAAAACCAACGUCCAGGAACACGGCGUGUGCCCACAGGCGGUGCUGGCGAUCGACCGAUGCAGCCGACUUAUACAACUGAUGCUGGAAAUUGGCUGUGUAUGUCACCCGAUAGGAAAACACUGCUUUGUAAACCAGGUUCACUUAUGGAAGAACUGCAUACUAAAAUGAUUUCCGAGACGCUGGACCGAGACGCACGGGAAGCAGAAGACGUUAACGGCGUAGAUGAACGCACAGUCGAUAAAGACAAAUUGAAGAAGCGUCGUAAUCGAACCACGUUUACUAGCUUACAACUGAACGAGAUGGAACGCGUUUUUCAGAAAACUCACUAUCCAGACGUCUAUGCUCGUGAACAGUUGGCCAUGCGAACUGGUCUCACAGAGGCCAGAGUACAAGUCUGGUUCCAGAACCGCCGAGCAAAAUGGCGCAAACGAGAGAGGGUUGGUACUACAGUUCACCAGUCAUGUGUAGACCCCAUUGUCCCUAUUUUGACAGGAAAUUGUGCAAAUAUCUUCUCCAUUCACAAAACGAAUCCAAUGUUGGCAUCCAGCACGCCCCCCAGACACGGAGCUCACACCUACGGGGAUCCAUACAAUUAUGAAGAAACUCAUUUUUCGAGUGCAGAUAAACUGCAAGCUCCUGUGGAGCUAAAGAAAUGGAAUUAUCAAUGCUUACUUGCAGCCGCUAAAACUCCACAUGUCGCCAACCAUAGGUAUAAUGGAAUAAGUGGGCUAACCAAUCACAUGAAGCCCCAAUCACUUGAAUCUAUCACAACCACUCAGUUGAAAUUCAGAAACCCAGCUCCGUGGACAGGCAGUAAACUAUCAAUAAAUCAGGAGCCAUUACAACCCAAGGUGCACAGAGGCAACUAUCCAUGUACAACCCCAGAUCGGAUUUCUAGUCGUUUGCAGUCGUCAGAUGAUUGCGGAACUUGUGUGUCUCAUCCACAUUUUCGGCCAGACCGGUUGUCUAUUUUCCCAGAAGUUGUCACAUCUGAAUGGUACAACAAAAGGACGACUCCAUCCUGGGGAUCAGGUGCGCCGUUACAAGUUCCACCAAACCUUGAUAACUUUUCUGGUGAAUUCCCCCGUCCAUUGAUACGGACUACACAAUCCUCAACUGUUUAUGAUUCACACAACCCGAAAAUGUCCACAGUACACCUUCCAGCGAGGACUGCCAUCAAUUCUUGUCAGACCAUAGGAUCAAGUGAUCCAUUUACCCAAAAGAAUUCCCAGCCCAUUUCCAGUUCCGCUGCACCCUCCUUCUCAACAUCGACACUAACGAUGAUGACGAAGCCAGAUCAUGACUCCGUAGUAUCGUGGUGGAAUAAUGGCUUUCAACCAGCGCCAUACAUGAGUUUUCCCGUCUCAAUGGACACAGCGCACAAACUAGACAACCAGCCAAAUGUUCGGCGCGGGGAAAGCACAGCACUCGGAAUGUUCCCCAAUACAAGGCCAAUACUUCACACGGAACAGGAACGAAGAACACCAGCAAGUCACGAUUCUGUCCCUGCUGUCUGGGCUCCAUGUCCCUUGUGACGAAGCUGGAAUGGAAUUCACUUGCAAAACCUGGAACUAUUUGGCGUAAAUUCUCCCGUCGAUUGUCACCAAACGUGGAUAUUAUUGCUGUCCCGACUUUGUAUUGGAUUAGCAAGUAUGAAAAAUGUCCGGACAUUUGGAAUCCUGUCUUUGCUGCCACAUAUCACGACAUGACAAAUGAUGUUUGGCAGGUUUGUCAAGUGUAAUACCUUCUUGGAGUCCGACCUCACAGAAUGGACCGGUUUUCUUAUCCUUGUGGUUAGUUGAAUCUUUUUUCUCACCCCAAACAAAAAGUAUGGCGCAAAAAUGCUGAGGAAUAAAACCAGUUUCGUCUGAUUUGAG